Molecule: messenger RNA, 1169 nt
Organism: Arabidopsis arenosa
Lineage: Eukaryota; Viridiplantae; Streptophyta; Magnoliopsida; Brassicales; Brassicaceae
Source: the annotation of a GenBank genome assembly
CUUACUCUCAAUCUGGGAGAGGAGAAACUAGGGUUUUAACAAAAUUCCCCAAAUUUGUAAAAAGUUUGAUCUUUUAUCACUCACCGAUGAAGCGACAUCUUCAGGGAAGUGAUUCCAGCGACUACUCAAACUCGGAUUGCUUUAAAAUCCGACACACGAGGAAGCAUGAAGAUGACGACAUCUCCGGGUCGGUUCAGGCGAUGCUCAGAAACAAUAAGAAACUGAAGACGACGACAUUGUUGGAACCUUCUUCUUCUGGUGCUUGUAAGAACUGGACUAAAACCGAAGAGCUCCUCAUUCUCGAGGGUAUUGUGGACUAUCAAAUUGAAACGAAGUUGAGCUACCCAUCUGACUGGAAUGCGGUUUACGAUCGUAUCAGAGAUUCCAUGGUAUCAGAUUUCUCUAAGGCACAGCUGACUAAUAAGAUUCUCAAUUUGAAGUUGAGAUUUGGAGAUAAUCUGGCGAGAUCUAUUGCUGGUAAAAGACUUUCUUUUACUAAUUCCGAUGAUGAACAAGUGUUCAAAUUGUCAAAGAUCAUAUGGGGUAAAAACAUAACCACCAAAUCUGCUUCUAAUGAGAUUAUGGACCAAACAAAGGAACGGGUGAUUGAUGAUGGUGAGAAAGAAAAAUGUGAGGAUUUGAAUGUUCUGCAAGAGGCACUUGAGGUGGCGGCAUCAUUUCUGAGGUUAGCGCGCCUGUGGCGCGCCAUGGCGCGAUGCGCACCGAGGCUCGAAGAAAAGGGCAACAAGACAUGGAGGCGAGGCGAGAUCUAUGAUGCGCGCGCCAUACAUGAGCCAUGGCCGAUGCACGAGGCGGUCAAGGCGAGCGCCUCUUGUGUUCAGGCGAAAACUCUUCGAAACCAGCAGCAAGAACUAUGUGAUUUUAGGGUUUUGACGAAGAAGAUGACUAGAUUGAAUAGGAUAAACCGUUUUACAAACUUAGCUGGUUAAUACAUGGUUCAAUUUAAGUGGUUUGGUUAAUUCCUAUGUUGUGUUUAAAGCCAUCUUUUUUGAACAGUUAAUUAAAUAGGCUUAUGGCUUCUUUUUGGUAAGUGUAAUAGUGUUGGCUUUUGUACACAUUAUAUUCCUUUUUGGGGGAUUUGUGUGAGUAAAUCUCAUGAAAUAUAUGCAUCUUUUGUCUAGUGCAUAUAAUAGACUCUGUUUGAUGCA